AUGGCGGCCGCUGAGCAAGUGGGUCUAAACAAAACGUGGGAAUUGUCCCUUUACGAGUUGCAUAGAACGCCACAGGACGCGAUUACGGACAAUACCGAGAUCGCCGUCAGCCCGAGGAGCUUGCACAGUGAGCUUAUGUGUCCGAUAUGCCUGGACAUGCUGAAGAAGACGAUGACUACCAAGGAGUGUCUUCACCGUUUUUGCUCUGACUGCAUCAUCACCGCGCUCAGAAGCGGAAAUAAGGAAUGUCCGACCUGCCGCAAAAAGCUGGUUUCCAAAAGGUCGCUGAGGCCAGAUCCCAACUUCGACCUCCUCAUAUCAAAGAUAUACCCGAGUCGUGAUGAGUAUGAGGCUCACCAGGAGCGUGUUUUAGCUAAACUGAACAAAUCUCAUUCUCAGGCAGCUCUGGUCAAUUCCAUAACAGAGGGAAUUAAGCUUCAAAGUCAGAAUAGGCCGCAAAGGUCUCGGAAGAACGCCAACGAACCUGAAAAUGCCAAUGGUACGGCUUCUUACACUGCUGGCAACACCAGUGGACGAACGACUCCCAAUCCAACUGCCAACAUGGCUAAUCAAAGCGACUCCUCACAAGGACCAACAGGAAUCCCAAACAACAAUGCACUGAUGGUUAAUGUAAUUAGCAACAGUCAGAAUCACCAGAAUUCUACUAACAGCGUCUCCCAGCCUGCGAGCAGCCCUGCAGUGUCGGGCACAACAUCCCGAAAUUCAACCACGCCUUCUCCGAAGCCUGCAAAGCGACAGAAAAGUCAGCAAAAUUCUGAAAAUGACUCUGCAGGGUCCAGUGUUGAAGUUGAGACUGGCGGGGGAGAAUCUAUGGUUGAUACGGAGGGGGAAGGACCCGGGGAACCACUUAUGCUGAACGAAAUUGAACUCGUUUUUAAACCGCAUCCAACGGAAAUGGCUGAGGAUAAUUCAUUGAUCAAAGCAUUGAAGGAGAACAGCAUUCGAUAUAUCAAAACGACAGCCAAUGCAACAGUUGACCAUCUGAGCAAAUACCUUGCCACUCGAUUGACGCUUGAUUUGGACACGGAACUGUCAGAAUCUCACAGACACUUGAAUUUUUGCAUAUACAUAGCUCCAUCUCCCGGCCAGCUGGUUGUUCUCAGUGGUUCUCAAACGUUGCGACAAGUCAAUGACAAAUUUUGGCGAGUUAAUCGACCACUGGAAAUGUAUUAUUCAUGGAAAAGAACCUAGGACAUCGAUUAUCAUUUUCCCCUACAAUCUGUACGUGUAUGGUGGAAAAUUGAAAUGAUAAUCAUUGCUGGAGGAGUUAAAAGGAAAUCCACUAUCGACUUGGCAAAGCUACAGCUACUAACGAAGUUGCAGUGGUUCAUUGAUUGUCACUCCAAUGUCUAACUGACUGUCUGCCAUUGGAUCAAGAGACGCGUUCCUACGCAUUGGCGUCGCCGAAUCGGAGUACAACAUAUAUUUAUACCUAAUUUUUAAGGCAGCGUCGCCAUGGCACGGAACUCACCAAUGAUUUUUUCGCACUCUCUGUGUAAAUAUCCGCGUCUUACGAUUAGACGUGAGUGCACUUAGGUGAAAGGAUCUGGGUCCAGUGACACUCAUUUCAUGGAAUAGUCGACAAGUGACAAGAUAUGACACAGAUGGUAAAGAUCUCUUAUUACGGUAAUGUGCAAAAUGAAUAUACGCAUAUAUAAGUAUCUGUAGCAUUUCGAGAUUUGUAGGUAUCCUUGUUUCUUCUUUUUUCUCGCUUCUUAGUAAUCUUCUCUAUCCAUCUGAACGCGAUGGAAUUAGCAUCGCGCUUAUGAAGCACUUCCAAAUCAACUUCUGCUUAGCUCAGGGUGUCCAUCAAAAUUGGAUAAAAUUUUGUCAGGCAACAACAGUUGUCAAGAUCUCUGAAGAAUCUGUGUAUUGGUUUUUUAAUGUUGGAAAAUACCAUUUAUAACCAUCCUGUUUAGCAAAUAAGUGAUUAUUCAUACAUAUUAAUUUCUAUCGAUAUUUAAACUAAGAAGAAUAAAUUGUAAGAUAAAUAUUUUA
Messenger RNA from Neodiprion fabricii, 2019 nucleotides. Its product is annotated as E3 ubiquitin-protein ligase RING1-like. Gene Ontology annotation, molecular function: ubiquitin protein ligase activity; chromatin binding. NCBI's taxonomy places the organism in Eukaryota, Metazoa, Arthropoda, Insecta, Hymenoptera, Diprionidae. The record is from RefSeq and is a predicted model, not a curated record. The transcript is spliced from 5 exons. The coding region runs from base 1 to 1212 and encodes 403 amino acids. Gene Ontology annotation, cellular component: ubiquitin ligase complex; PcG protein complex.